AGAAGAGGAAAUGAACGCGCGAGCUCCAGCGCAGAGCACGAUGUUACGUUUAGGGGUUUAAACUGUUUUCCUGACUGCGUCGGAUCCAGUACAUGUUCAGAAUUGGUCAGAUUUCUCGGAACUAUCAGUCUGACCUGCCCUGCUUUUAUACAGACUGUAAGUCAGAACACGCUGGAUGACAGACGUGAAAAGUUCAAAUAUUCCGUGUUUCCUUUACAACAACACGAGCUACAGCUCUGAACUGUGAGGUCACUCAGACUCAGCUGCUGUCCGGCAUGGCAGAGGCUGAGGAGUCUGACCCAGCAGCAGUAGCAGCAGGAUCUUCCCCUCGGUUUCCUCGCCAGUGUACGGGCUCCAGUGAAAGGACUCUGUCAGAAGAGGAACGAGAGAAACUGAGCAAUGACCGAGUUCUGGUGUCGGACUUUAAGCAGCAGAAGUUUGAGCUGGAAGCUCAGAAAAACUGGGACUUGUUUUACAAAAGGAACAGCACAAACUUUUUUAAGGACAGACACUGGACCACGAGAGAGUUUGACGAGCUAAAGGCUUGCAGAGAGUUUGAGGCCCAGAAGCUGGUAAUGCUGGAAGCUGGAUGUGGAGUGGGGAACUGCAUCUUCCCUCUGUUAGAGGAGGAUCUCAACAUCUUCAUCUACGCGUGUGACUUCUCACCCCGAGCUGUAGAGUUUGUGAAACAAAAUCCACUUUACUGCCCAGACCGAUGUCUGGCAUUUCAGUGUGACCUCACUAAGGAUGACUUGCGAGCCACUGUCCCAGAAGAGAGUCUAGAUGUUGCCACUCUGAUAUUUGUUCUGUCAGCUAUUCAUCCUGACAAAAUGCAGCAAGCCCUGGAAAAUAUUUACAAGGUUUUAAAACCAGGCGGUAUUGUCUUGUUCAGGGACUAUGGCCUCUAUGACCAUGCCAUGCUGAGGUUUAAGUCAGGGAGCAAACUCGGGGAGAAUUUCUACGUCAGACAGGAUGGCACUCGCUCAUUUUUCUUCUCCAGAGAGUAUCUUGCCAGUCUGUUUCACCAGGUGGGCUUUCAGACCCUUGUGAAUGAGUACGUUCUGAGAGAAACAGUGAACAAAAAGGAAGGACUGUGUGUUCCUCGAGUGUUUCUCCAGAGUAAAUUUUGCAAGUGUGGAUGACUAUUUCUUCAGGGCUUCUCAUUUUUUUUAUUCAUUUGUAUGAACCAAUGUUGCUUUUAUUCAUUGAUUUUACUGUAUUAAAUUUCAAACUUUGAAUAAAAAAGAUAU
Colossoma macropomum (tambaqui) is the source of this 1250-nucleotide messenger RNA. RefSeq names its product methyltransferase like 6 (gene mettl6). The record is from RefSeq and is a predicted model, not a curated record. The transcript is spliced from 5 exons. Lineage: Eukaryota; Metazoa; Chordata; Actinopteri; Characiformes; Serrasalmidae. The coding region runs from base 276 to 1142 and encodes 288 amino acids.